AUGUCGAUUUCGACAAUCCGCCGUCAGGUCAAAAAUGUCGCCUACAAUUUUUCGGAUGCACAAGUGAAGGUUCGCGAGGCGACGAGCAACGAUCCAUGGGGACCAUCUACUGCGCUCAUGUCCGAAAUCGCCGAUCUCACUCACAACCCGAUGGCGUUCACUGAAAUCAUGUCGAUUGUCUGGAAGCGACUGAAUGAUUCUGGCAAAAACUGGCGGCACGUGUACAAGAGUUUGGUUCUCCUCGAUUUCCUCAUCAAAUGCGGACAUGAAAAGGUUGCCCAACAGUGUCGAGAGAACGUCUUCACUAUUGAAACGUUGAAGGACUUCCAACAUGUUGAAGACAACCGAGAUCAGGGUCUCAACAUACGUGAGAAGGCGAAGCAGAUCACCUCACUUUUGGCUGAUGACGAACGUCUGAAAAACGAGAGAACUCGCUUUAUUCUGACGAGAAACAAGUUCAAGCAAAACAAUCCGGGUGCUGUUGGAGCUGAGAGCCGUCGGGCGACGAGACACGCAACCAGUGACCAUACCCUUGAUCCUGAAUACGAGGAAGCACGUCCAUCCACGGCCACCGAGGAGGAGAUGCAACUUCAAAUCGCACUUGCUCUUUCUCGCGAAGAAUGCGAAAAGGCGGACGAGAUGCGCAAAAGCGAUGAUGCUCGCCUUCAAAUGGCUCUUGAAGAAUCGCAAAAGGAAGCGGAUCGCCUGGCGACAACCAAGCAAGGGACCGUGAGCAGCGGACAACUCACUCAGUCCGCCUUGGACGAUUUGCUCUCCCUUGGAGUCGGUGAGCUCGUUACCGGUAACAACGACCAACCGUCGUCCUCCGGCGCAUGGAACAACGUGGGAAUGGCUGAUCCAUGGGGUGCACCACAGUCUUCUGCGCCUCAUGAUCAGUUGUUCACUUCUUCCUCCAACGACCCAUGGGCAAGCUCCAUUGCUCCACAAGUUGCUCCAACUGGAAACUCGGAUCCGUUCGCUGCAUGGGAUGCUCCAGCUUCCGCUCCAUCCGCCACCAUGCCGAAUAGCAACUCGUUUGACCUUCUCGGAGGAGAUCUCCUUUCCCCAACCAACUCUCUGAGCACCUCUGCCACCAACAACUCCACCAACGGAACACGAAAAACUCCGGAGAACUUCCUUGGAGAGAACAAGAACCUUGUCAAUUUGGACAACUUGUUGGGAAGCAACACUCCAAGCACAUCGGGUGGAAACCCAUUCCUCACCGGAGCCGCUCCAGCUGCCAACCCAUUUGCUGCUCAACAACGCAAGUCGCCGACGUUGAAUGAGAUGCGUGCGGCUCAAGGCCAAGCUCCGCCAAUCCCAACCAUGGCUCCACGUGGAACUCUCCCUCAGGCCAAUCCGUUUGCCAAUCCCUUCUAA
This is a messenger RNA of Caenorhabditis remanei, 1380 nucleotides long. RefSeq lists its product as uncharacterized. Gene Ontology annotation, cellular component: endosome; plasma membrane; clathrin vesicle coat. The record is from RefSeq and is a predicted model, not a curated record. Gene Ontology annotation, biological process: endocytosis. NCBI's taxonomy places the organism in Eukaryota, Metazoa, Nematoda, Chromadorea, Rhabditida, Rhabditidae. Gene Ontology annotation, molecular function: clathrin binding; phospholipid binding. The transcript has 6 exons. Bases 1 to 1380 code for a protein of 459 amino acids.